AUGGUGGCUGGUUACAUAAUAGCCAUAACUGGGGCGACCAGUUUAAUCGCUAUACUCAUAACAUUCGCAUCAAUACUGUCACAUCUGCUUAACUAUAGAAAGCCGUUCCAACAGAGACUCAUCAUAAGAAUCCACCUGAUUAUACCGUUUUUUGCAAUAUCAUGUUUUGCGACCGUCGUGAAUCCUUUCGUGGGCCUGAACAUAUUGGCCCCUUUCCGUGAGAUUUACGAGGCGUUUGUGAUUUACACCUUUUUUAGUUAUCUUACAACGAUCCUAGGAGGAGAGAGGAGGAUCAUAAUAGCGACUAGUGGAAGAGAGCCGAUACAGCAAUUACCUCAUGUUCCGACCUGGAUACUUCCCAGGGUGGAUAUUUCCAACCCUUAUACGUUUUUGAGCAUCAAGAGAGGUAUUCUUCAAUAUGUUUGGAUAAAACCACUUCUGUUUUUAAUAACAAUCAUGAGCCAGGCAUUAGGAGUCUAUGACGAAAAUGACUUUAGCUUUCAUAGCAUAUAUUUUUGGAUCAGCAUCAUGUACAAUGUUACUGUGUCCAUGUCGUUGUAUCAGUUAGCAAUGUUCUGGAAGUGUUUAUACCAGGAUCUAAAGCAGUUCAAUCCAUGGUCCAAAUUCAUGUGCGUUAAACUUAUUAUUUUUGCUUCAUAUUGGCAGGGUUUACUUCUGAGCCUGGUCAACUAUUUUUUCAGUAUUGAUAACCAACUGACUACACAGAUAGAAAACUCCUUGCUGUGUGUGGAGAUGGUGGGCUUUGCCAUACUGCAUUGGCAUGCUUUCAACUAUGAGCCUUUCAAAAAACAGAAUAUGCCCGAAUGUGGACGGCUGAGUCUGAAAUAUAGUAUCAAAGAUUUCAUGGGCAUUGAAGAUUUAAUCUUCGACUUUAGACACACUUUCAAUGGAGACAUGUAUGGUUAUAAAACUUUUGAUUCUGUUGAGUCGAUCAUUGCGCAUCCUGAAUCAAAGCAAUUUUCAGAUAGAAUCCUCAACAAAGGGAUGCGCUACAGCCGAGGAAGUUCUAGAACGUAUUGGUUAGAAAGCAGUAGCUUACUGCGAAGCGAGAGCACCAACUCGUACCAAAGUGUGCAAAGUCAUACUUCAAACAACCGCAAGCCUGUUAAAGAUGAUUUCGAUCCAGAACAACUUGUCAAAGACGAUAAACUAUAUUCUUAUGUGAAACGGCAUUACCCAUUUGGAGACCCUAAUUGCCCUGUCAUAACGGAGGAAGACUCUUACAGGUACAGCCGCAACUUCAAGCAGAGACGACGAGAUCUGGCUUGA
Messenger RNA from Komagataella phaffii GS115, 1290 nucleotides. RefSeq lists its product as uncharacterized. Bases 1 to 1290 code for a protein of 429 amino acids. The transcript has a single exon. NCBI's taxonomy places the organism in Eukaryota, Fungi, Ascomycota, Pichiomycetes, Pichiales, Pichiaceae. The record is from RefSeq and is a predicted model, not a curated record. Gene Ontology annotation, biological process: transport. Gene Ontology annotation, molecular function: transporter activity.